This is a messenger RNA of Mytilus trossulus (common blue mussel), 2068 nucleotides long. RefSeq lists its product as uncharacterized. The transcript is spliced from 3 exons. The record is from RefSeq and is a predicted model, not a curated record. The coding region runs from base 321 to 809 and encodes 162 amino acids. Gene Ontology annotation, molecular function: transmembrane receptor protein tyrosine kinase activator activity; protein binding. Gene Ontology annotation, biological process: positive regulation of MAPK cascade. Gene Ontology annotation, cellular component: terminal bouton. Lineage: Eukaryota; Metazoa; Mollusca; Bivalvia; Mytilida; Mytilidae.
UGACAUCGCAUUGAUUUACAGUUUAAAUACUAAUAUUGUUUCAUGAAUAUAUCCUUUUUUCUAAAUCAUGUAUAAUUUGAACAAUAAAGCAAGUUAGCAUAGAAGAUGCUUCCACGACGCGUCAAUUACAAUAUUUGUCACCAACGAAGGUGUUGAAUAUAAAACAAAUAUUGAUGACAACGUUAGUAGUCUCAGAGUCAACACAUAGAAUAGGCUUUUAAUUGGAGAAUGGCUUUUUAUAUGUGGGAGUCCGUUCUGUGCUUAUAAUUCUCAUAUAAGUAAAUAGUUAUGGAAUUGGUGAACGUGUAAGAGAGUUUGGAAUGCGUCUGUUUCAUCUUGUAUUUGUGGCUUAUUCUGUGACUAUAUUGACGAAAGAUAUUUAUGCUCGUAAAGGCAAAGCAUGUAAAAAUGGAAACAAACGAACUUUAUCAUGGCGAUUAAAACUUUUAAGAAAAGUUUCAAAGCAAUUGAACCCAAGAAUAAAACUUUUAAGUUUAAAAGGCAGAAUUAAUAGUGACUUGGAAAAAGACAAAGCACAUGGAUGGAUAAAAGAAUCAGAAAGUAAACAACGACACGUCCCUAGAAUUGAAUGUAACAAGUAUGAAGGUUCAGAAGAUUUAAUUGCAUGCCCAACACCAGAUGCCUAUCAAAAAUUUUAUUGCAUAGAAGACCGCCAUCUCUGUGAUCAACAACUAAAUUGCCCCAAUGGGGAAGAUGAAAAUUUAAUUGGCUGUAUGUUUUUUAAAUGGGCAAAUUCGUUCUUUAGGAAGAUAGAAGAAGCUUUAAUAAAUAAAGAUAGAAGAUUGUGACAGCGAUAAUGUGCUACAGACUUGAUUACACAAUAUGUAUGAACAUAUUUUUUUUUAUGGCAGACGAAAAUUGUAUGAUCUGAUUUCAGAAACUUUUGAAUGAAUUAUAUGAAUUUUUUGGUGCGAUUAAUUGAAAUUGAAAAAAUAACAAAAUUAGUCGAUAGAUAAAAAAGAUAUAUGGUUUUAACAAAGAUGGAUAAAUGGAAGCAUUACCAUAUAUAUUAAUUAUUCCGGACACUUGUAUGUCUGUUAAAUUUAUCCUGAUGUUUCAAAUAUUGUUUUGCUUGUUUUAGUAUUAAGAAAUAUAUCUUAAUCGAAAACGAUAACUAUUUUUCUGUGACUACAAGGACACAAUUGAUCGAAAUAAGUAUUGAAUAACUGUACAUUUUUUGGUCGAGAGAACGAAAUGACGAGUACCUAUUUUUUGUUUUGUACUUUUUUGAAAGUUUUUCCUCUUAUUACCAAACAACAAAUUAUUAUUUCGCCCCUCUUUUCACAUAUCGUUAGUUAUGAUGCUUAUAAACAACUUUGGAUAAAGAGCUAUUUAAAUAAUUUCCAAAAAGGUCGCCAAAUCAAAAUGGUCACUGAUAUUCAAUAGGCUACGCCCUAUUUAUUAAUCUCUUAUCGUAAACGCACCAAACUUUGCACAGUUCUAGUUAUGACGCGUAAUGACAGUUUUGGUAAUGAGCCAUAUAAAAAUCCAUAAUGGCCACCAAAUUAAAAAUGGCCAACAGUCAAGAGAUAAAGUUCUUUAUAUAUUGGUGUAUUUUAUCGGUUAAUAUAAACAGAUUGAAACCCCGAACAGUGUAAUUUAUGACGCUAACAAACAUUUUAGGAUACGGAGCAAUCUAAAAAAGUUAACCAACAGCCGACAUAUUCAAAAUGACCGCCAAUAGUCCAGAGGUUAAAUCAUAUUUAUUGGUAUAAUUGAUCUUUUUAUAGUAACAGCCUCACACUAUGUAAUGUAUUUCGGUUGUUUCCUGUAAUUAGUUAAAACUUCAGUUUAUCAUGUUUAUCUUUUGUAUAGUCAUUUUAUAAAAUGUACUAUUUGCUAAAGUAUAAAUUAUUCCAAAUAAUAGGGAUGUUCUGGUACCUUAAAGAAAACUCUGGCCGUUUUUGGCACAACUUUUUUGAACUUUUGGUCCUCGAUGCUGUUCAACUUUGUACUUGUUUCGGCUUUCAAACUUUUGUAUCUGGGCGUCACCAGAAAGUCUUGUAUGGACAAAAUGCACUUCUGGCGUAUUAAAAUUUUAAACUUG